GUUUUACAGAUAUCAUAUACAUAAGAGUAGACGUCUAAAGGCGAAUUUGUUGCGUAAGUACUUAGGGGACACGUUGCGUCGGGGGACUUCUCUAGCAAACGCAUAAGGACGCUACGGAUUCAACAGUUGACCGGGAUGAAACUUAAAGAGUUGGAAAGUUGUCUACAAGAAGUAGAUACAUUUGAACAGCCUAAAAUCCUUCUGGAGCAGUAUCCAACUAGUGCACAUAUUGCUGCGUGUAUGUUAUACACGAUACACAACACGUUCGAUGACAUUGAGGCCAAACUCGUGGCAGAUCUGGGAUGUGGCUGUGGAGUUCUCAGCAUCGGGGCGGCAAUGCUUGAAGCAGGGUUAUGUGUUGGCUUCGAUAUUGACGACGACGCACUUGACAUUUUCAAAAGAAAUGUGGAAGAAUUUGAGCUUUCCAACGUUGAUCUGGUCCAGUGUGAUUUGUGUUUACUGAUGGCAGAAGACUAUAGGAGCAGCUUUGACACGGUCAUCAUGAAUCCACCAUUUGGAACAAAACAUAACCAGGGUAUGGACAUGAAGUUUUUACGAGCUGCUAUAACAAUGGCAAAGACUGCAGUUUAUUCACUCCAUAAAACAUCAACACGGGAGCACAUACAGAAGAAGGCCAAUGAUUGGGGAGUGAAGAUGGAAGUCAUUGCAGAACUGAGAUACGACUUGCCGGCUUCUUACAAGUUUCACAAAAAGAAAUCGGUGGGUGUCAUUGCUUUUCACUCCCUUUUCCGAUCUGGACAGCUGCUGAACAGGCACAUUGGAACUGCUAACUUGUUACGCAUGGUUUAUUUGCAAUGCGCAGUGAAAACGCCAAAAUAGCAAAGCUUUUCAUAAUAAUGUAGGAAAUCUCCAAGAAAGUGUCAGAUUCUUGUCACACAAAACCAACUCAUAUGUUCUGUUCAGAAAGUUAUACAUAAUACAAACAAAAUUGUCUUAAGAUAAACAUAGGUGCAUCGAAGUACUUAAAAUCAGAAAACUGACACCAAGCUUUUCAAAAUCGUUCUCCAGGUCGACAUUCAGGUGGACUUCCUACGGUUUUCCAAAGCCUGAAGCUUUUGAUUGGAAUGGACUCAUUUGCCUCUGUGUAGAAUAAAAGUUUUGUCCACAAGAAAUAAUUGGAGCGUGGCCUGAUUAGGAUCCAUUUUCCGUUUUGGCCACCUUUGCAGCAGGCCCAUCAGCUUCUUCAAGUUCUCUCUUUUGAGCAGCGGGAGCUGGAGGAGAAGUAAAAUUCACAUUGUUGCAAAGUCAUACCAUGUACAAAUAUAAAAUCAAGCUUGUAAAUAUGUGUAAUUACCUUCCUCGUCGUCGCUAUCGAAUUUCGUCUUCUUGCCCUGGUAUUGAGUUUUACCUUGAUCUCUUCCCCCUCUUCCUCUGCGACCACCCCUUCCCCCUCUGCCACCGAAUUUUCCUCUGCCUCCUUAAAGAAUUGCACAAUUAUUCAAGUGCAGCUCAAUAAAAAGAAUUUGACUUUCUUUUACUAAAGCCGUUUACCUCUUCCUUUGCUCCGACUGAGUGUUUCUUGUUGCGCUUCGAUGAUCUUCUUUAGGACCUCUUUUUCCUCUUCUCCUUCAAGAAACUUCCAUGUAACAACGUUAUUCUUGACUUUAAGCUCCCCGUCAUUUGCUUCUUUGGCCUUCUCAAAUGCUUCCUUUGCAUUUCCGUCGAAGAGGAGGGUGCCCUUGUUGAAAGUCCAAAUAUGUUAGUUUUUAGCUCAGUGUUUUAAAAACUUUUAUGGCCAAGGCACACCGGGGGGGG
Molecule: messenger RNA, 1776 nt
Organism: Corythoichthys intestinalis (scribbled pipefish)
Lineage: Eukaryota; Metazoa; Chordata; Actinopteri; Syngnathiformes; Syngnathidae
Gene: mettl5
Product: methyltransferase 5, N6-adenosine
Exons: 7
Coding region: 136-840 (234 amino acids)
Biological process (GO): rRNA methylation
Molecular function (GO): rRNA (adenine-N6-)-methyltransferase activity; nucleic acid binding
Source: RefSeq, a predicted model, not a curated record